Molecule: messenger RNA, 1092 nt
Organism: Coregonus sp. 'balchen'
Lineage: Eukaryota; Metazoa; Chordata; Actinopteri; Salmoniformes; Salmonidae
Source: the annotation of a GenBank genome assembly
AUGAUCUCCACUUUAGCUACAUUCCCCCCAUUCCUGCACAAAGACAUCAUUGAGUACCUGAGCACCUCUUUCCUCCCCAUGGCUGUAUGUGAGUACAGCCACUCUGUAUCUAACAUCUAUCUACUUGCAUGUGAAAAAGAACACCUUUUCAAUUCAACACAAAGUUAACAAGUCAUUAAGUGGGAUAAGUCUCAUUCAAUAUCAGCAGUCAUUACCAUAUCAAAGAAACUGCUCGGUUGGUGUCCCACAGUAUGCAAUCCUUCAUGAGGUUAAGGUUCUUCAUUUGUCUUUUGUGCCCUUCUUUAGUGGGUUCCACUAGAAGAGAAGGGGGUGUCCCAGCAUAUGUCAAUCUCUCUGCGUCCUCUAUGCUAAUGAUUGCUAUGCAGUACACCUCCAACCCAGGUAAUCCUUUAACUCACGUUAUCUCCAACCAAUACAGUACAUCACAGUGUCUCUGUCCAGUGUAGCACAGCCUGUCUUUUGAUUAAUGAACUGUACACUAUGUUGUACCUGCCGCCUGCCUGACUUUAGCCUCUACCUCUUUGUUUCCAGUAUACCACUGUCAGUUGUUGGAGUGUCUUAUGAAGCACAAGCAGGAAGUGUGGAAGGUAUAUGUUCGUGAAAUGCACGUGCCAUUUUCACAUAGGUUAGAUGUCCAAACAACUCUCUUGUAGAUAUGGAAAGUGUCAGUGAAUAGCUUUGAGAGGUUCUUACAGUUUAGUUCACUAUGGCGUGUGUUGUGUUGUGUCAGGACCUACUGUAUGUCAUAUCCUACGGACCAUCCCAAGUGAAGCCUCCAGCUGUGCAGAUGCUCUUUCAUUACUGGCCUAACCUAAAGCCCCCAGGAGCCAUCAGUGAAUACAGAGGACUGCAGUACACUGGUGAGGGGCUUAUGGUCUACCUGUCAGGCUGGUCUUGUGUGCAACAAACCUUUAGAUUACAGCAGUCUAAUCCUCCUCCCACCUCUCCAUCUCUCCCCUCUCCUUUUUUCCCUCUAUUCUAUUUUCCCCAGCCUGGAACCCCAUCCACUGCCAACACAUUGAGUGUCACAAUGCCAUCAAUAAACCUGCCGUCAAGGUAAUAUCUGAGUAA